GCAACUCUCGCUUACCACGCAAUCCCGGUGCUCACGAUUACUUGGGACAACUCCUCCCCAUCCACGUCCUCACACCGUCUUUGGCUUCUGCCUGCGCGCGCGUAGACAGACUACUUAGAGCCACGUCUCCCCCCACACCCCUCCGCAACACGCACGUCGAGUCGCGAAGAUGCGUUUGGACGUAAAGAGGCAACUGUUUGCGAGGUCGGAGAGGGUCAAGGCAAUUGACUUCCACCCGACUGAGCCAUGGAUCCUCACAACCCUGUACAGCGGACACGUCCACAUCUGGUCGUACAUUUCGCAGUCGAUCGUCAAGACGUUCGAGCUCACCGAUGUACCUGUCCGCGCGGGUCGCUUCAUUGCGAGGAAGAAUUGGAUAGUCGCAGGCUCCGACGACUUCCAACUACGCGUGUACAACUACAACACCUCGGAGAAGGUCACAUCUUUCGAGGCACACCCAGACUACAUCCGCGCCAUUGCUGUGCACCCGACGCAGCCGUUUGUCUUGACCGCCAGUGAUGACAUGACAAUAAAGCUGUGGGACUGGGAUAAAGGAUGGAAGUGCGUGCAGGAAUUCGCCGGCCACCAACACUAUGUUAUGGGCAUCGCUAUCAAUCCCAAAGAUCCAAACACAUUCGCAUCUGCGUGUCUCGAUAGGACAGUCAAAAUCUGGUCGCUGGGCAGCUCGACGCCCAACUUCACCCUCGAAGCGCAUGAGACCAAGGGCGUCAACUUCAUCGACUAUUACCCUCAAUCCGACAAGCCAUACCUCCUCACAACAUCCGAUGACAAGACGGUCAAGGUCUGGGACUACACAACAAAAGCCCUCAUUGCAACGCUCGAGGGUCACACCUCAAACGUCAGCUUCGCCGUAUACCACCCUGAACUCCCUGUCAUCAUCUCCGGAUCUGAAGACGGCACGAUCAAGAUCUGGCAUUCCUCAACUUACCGUUUAGAGCAGUCGCUCAACUAUGGUCUGGAACGAGCAUGGUGUGUAGCAUACCAGAAGAGCAAAAAUGGUGUUGCGCUCGGUUUUGAUGAUGGUGCCGUAGUUAUCUCCAUGGGUCGAGAAGAGCCCGCUGUCAGUAUGGAUGCCGGUGGCAAGGUCCUUUGGGCAAAACACAAUGAGAUUCUCACUGCUGUCAUCAAGGGCAACGACCAGCUGAAAGAUGCUGAGCGUCUCACACUCCCCUCCAAGGACCUUGGCUCAACCGAGAUAUAUCCUCAAUCAUUACUUCACUCGCCGAACGGACGAUUCGUCGCAGUUUGCGGUGACGGCGAAUACAUUAUUUACACUGCGCUUGCCCUCCGCAAUCAGGCCUUCGGUUCCGCGCUCGACUUUUGCUGGGCGUCAAAAGAACACGACAAGGAUUACGCUAUCCGAGAAUCUGCCACAAGUGUAAAGAUCUUCCGCAACUUCAAAGAACGAAGCGUGUUGAAUGUCGGCUUCUCCGCUGACGGCCUGAGCGGCGGAGUUCUGCUUGGUGUCAAGGGCCAAGGUGGUGUCGGCUUCUUCGAUUGGGACUCCGGCUCUUUGGUCAGAAGGAUAGAGGUCGAGCCGAAGAGUGUGUACUGGUCAGAGAGCGGCGAGCUCGUCACGCUGGCUACCGAUGACACAUUUUACGUUUUGCGUUAUUCAAGAGAGAGCUACCUUGAGGCGGUACAAAACGGGGAGGUCGAUGAGGACGGCGCCGAGGCCGCUUUCGAGGUUGUUUGUGAUAUCAAUGAGGGCGUACGCACCGGAUGCUGGGUUGGAGACUGCUUCAUCUACACAAACAGCACAAACCGUCUGAAUUACCUUGUUGGCGAUCAAACUUACACCAUCUCACACUUCGAUUCACCACACUACGUCCUUGGAUACCUUCCCCGCGAUUCGAGAAUUUACAUUGCGGAUAAGGAUGUCAACGUCGUUUCGUUUGCUCUUUCUCUGGCCGUGGUUGAGUACCAGACCCUCAUUCUUCGAGGUGACCUGGAGGCCGCCGAAGAGACACUACCCUCAGUACCCAAGGAUCAAAACAAUAAGAUCGCCCGGUUCUUGGAAGGUCAAGGUUACAAGGAGAUGGCUCUCAAGGUUGCUACGGACCCUGAACACCGCUUUGAUCUCGCUCUUUCGCUCGGUGACCUUCAACAAGCCGUCGAGAUUGCGCGUGAGCAGGAUACAGAGCACAAGUGGAAGACAGUCGGCGAUGCAGCACUAGCAGGCUGGGACGUCAAGCUUGCACAGGAAUGCUUCGUCAAAGCGAAAGACUUGGGCUCCCUUCUUCUCGUCUACUCCGCAACCUCGGAUACCGAUGGACUCCGCGAACUAGCUUCCCUUGCCGAGACCGCAACAGCAAACAACAUUGCGUUCUCUGCGCUCUGGCAAUCUAACGACACACAGGGUUGCAUUGACUUGCUUGUCAAGACGAAUCGCCUUGCCGAGGCAGUGCUGUUCAGCCAGACGUACAAACCUAGCACAACAGCGGGUCUGGUCAAGCAGUGGAAGGCUAGCCUUGAAAAGGAGAAUAAGAUCAAGGUCGCGCGGCUGUUGGGCGCGCCGCCUUCUGAGGGCGAGGGCGACGACGAGAUGUUUCCUGAGUGGGAGGAGUAUCUGAGAUUGGAGAGGGAAGGCGGGACAGUCAAGGACCUUUUGAUUCAGGAGGAGGAGGAGGCGGAUGAUGCGGCGGAGGAGGAGGUUGCUCAGGAAGAGGAGGAAGAGGAGGAGGAAGAGGAAGAGGAGGAAGAGGAAGAAGAUGACGAGGAGGAGGAUGAGGAGUAGGCGUUUUGCAUUCAAUGGGCAGGUCAAAAGGCAGGUUAGGUUGAUGUUUACGCUGGUACUUGAUGUGAGUGAAUGACUUUGUCUUUCUAGUCUACGAUGAUGAAGAAGACUUAGUGUAUGGGAAUGAUCAAAUGGUACUAUUCUUUCAUUGCUGGUUCAUUUUUUUCACGC
Molecule: messenger RNA, 2929 nt
Organism: Dothidotthia symphoricarpi CBS 119687
Lineage: Eukaryota; Fungi; Ascomycota; Dothideomycetes; Pleosporales; Dothidotthiaceae
Product: Coatomer, beta' subunit
Exons: 9
Coding region: 170-2758 (862 amino acids)
Biological process (GO): endoplasmic reticulum to Golgi vesicle-mediated transport; retrograde vesicle-mediated transport, Golgi to endoplasmic reticulum; intracellular protein transport
Cellular component (GO): COPI vesicle coat
Molecular function (GO): protein binding; structural molecule activity
Source: RefSeq, a predicted model, not a curated record